AUGGAUAAAGUGUUAAAGCUAAGUUAAUAAUUUUAUAGAUAGUAUAAGUAGUUAAAAACCAAUAAAAAGGAUAUUAAUACUUUAAAUAAAUCUGACUUGUAUACUGAUUUAAGAUUAACUAUUGAUCAUUUAGACAUAGAUAAAAUUUUCAGAAUUAAGGACGAAGUAUAAUUUAGGAAUAAUUUAAAGUUAGGCUUUUCGAAGCUGCAUGAAGAAGAAGGAAUUAAUAUUGGAAUAUUUUAUAUAUCAUAAUUUGGGUAAAUGCCUUUGCAUGAUCAUCCAGAUAUGUUUGUAUUUACUAGACCUAUUUACGGCAAGGCUAAAAAGACAUUUUUUACUCUUUGCGAUGAAAAAGACAUUAGAACUUAAUUUGAAUAUCCAAUUAAUUUUUGGUUAAAUGAAAGUUAUGAUUAAAGUAAAGAAGUAACUGUUAAGGCUUAAGUAAGCGAAAUGCAUUUGUUGUAAAAAGGGGACUAAACUCAGGUUGUAGAACCUAUAAAAAAUAAUUUGCACGAAAUAAUUGCAGUAGAGAAUUAUGCCUUUUUAGACGUACUUAUACCUGACUACGACAUGAUGAAUGCAAAAAGAUUUUGCAAUUUUUACACACCUAAAAAGUUGAUAGACUCAAAUUAAUUUAUAUACGAAAUGAAAAUAUAAGCUUUUCCAGAAUAAUAUGAUAUCUAAGAAGUAUAGUCUCCUCUAAUAAUGUAAAAAAUAGCUUGA
This is a messenger RNA of Tetrahymena thermophila SB210, 723 nucleotides long. Its product is annotated as isocitrate/isopropylmalate family dehydrogenase. Gene Ontology annotation, molecular function: oxidoreductase activity, acting on single donors with incorporation of molecular oxygen, incorporation of two atoms of oxygen. The record is from RefSeq and is a predicted model, not a curated record. Lineage: Eukaryota; Ciliophora; Oligohymenophorea; Hymenostomatida; Tetrahymenidae. The transcript has a single exon.